CAACGGCAGCAGCAGCAGCAGGAAAGGCUUCCCCAGUCCCAGUCGUCGCAGCACUCGCGAUUUCCCGUGUCCACCUCCUGCCCAGCUGCCUACUACUCCCCUUCCCUCCCGCUACGCCCACGCGCCCACCUACCCAAAACAACCGCGCGGCCCUCGUCUCCCUCGGUGCCACCUCUUCGGAGUCCGGACAUCGAUCGGCAGCUACAGGCUCCCACCUCCAGCACGGCGGCGGCGAUGGCAAUGGACGCGGCUGUGGCCGAGAAGAGCGGCGGCGGCAACGGAGCGGCCGCGGCCGCGGCCGCGGCCGCGCAGGCGGGGAACGGCGGCGAGAGGCGGUCGCGGUUCCAGCGAAUCUGCGUGUACUGCGGCAGCGCCAAGGGCCGGAAGCCCAGCUACCAGGACGCCGCCGUCGAGCUCGGCAAGGAGCUGGUGGAGAGGGGCAUAGACCUGGUCUACGGGGGAGGAUCCAUUGGCCUCAUGGGGCUGGUCUCUCAUGCAGUUCAUGAUGGAGGCCGCCAUGUGAUUGGGGUCAUCCCAAGAUCCUUGAUGCCCAGAGAGGUUACUGGCGAACCUGUUGGGGAAGUAAGGGCAGUCUCCGGCAUGCACGAGAGGAAAGCUGAGAUGGCUCGAUUUGCUGAUGCUUUCAUAGCAUUACCUGGCGGCUACGGGACGCUGGAGGAGUUGCUUGAGGUCAUCACCUGGGCACAACUAGGAAUCCAUAAGAAGCCGGUCGGACUUCUGAACGUGGACGGGUUCUACGACCCGCUGCUAUCCUUCAUCGACAUGGCCGUGAACGAAGGGUUCAUAAAGGAGGACGCCCGGCGCAUCAUCAUCUCGGCUCCUACGGCGAAGGAGCUUGUUCUCAAGCUUGAGGUGAAAUUCCAAUUCCGAUCCAUUGCUCGCGAAGCAGCGGAUGCCAUUUUUGACCGGCUGCUUCUCACACCUUCCCGCACGUGUGAUUCGCAGGAGUAUGUUCCCGAGUACGAGGUCGGUUUGGUGUGGGAGGAUCAGAUGCCGCCGGCGGCGGCGGCGGCGCACGGCUUCGUCCCGGAGCUGGAGCCCGGGAUCGCCUCCUCCUGAUCCGGACGCCGGCUCGCCCACACCUAACCAGAUUCUGACCGACAGCCGGCCCCCCAAGCAAGUAGUAGCAUCAUCUCUAACAAAGCAAGAACGCGACGUUCUAGCUCUAGCUCCCUCUCUCGCCGCCUGUCAAUUGCUCUCUUUUGGGACGGACAGCGGCGUUAAUCCUUAGCAUCUUUAGUAGCUGCAGUGCAGUGCCUGCUCUAGUCCUCUCCCUGUCAUGGUCAUGGCUGUGGCUCCCCUUUUGCUCCUAGAAGUAGGAAGGCACGCGUGUAAAUUCCUCCCGGUAUGUGGCGAUCCCGAUUGCUCGCACGUGUGGCGGACGGACGGACGGAUGGAAACAUGGAUCAAUGGAUGAUGUAUUUUGUCCGGAACUCGUGCAGAUGAUGAUUCGUUCGUGCUCA
Molecule: messenger RNA, 1484 nt
Organism: Panicum virgatum (switchgrass)
Lineage: Eukaryota; Viridiplantae; Streptophyta; Magnoliopsida; Poales; Poaceae
Product: cytokinin riboside 5'-monophosphate phosphoribohydrolase LOG-like
Exons: 6
Coding region: 235-1080 (281 amino acids)
Biological process (GO): cytokinin biosynthetic process
Cellular component (GO): nucleus; cytosol
Molecular function (GO): hydrolase activity, hydrolyzing N-glycosyl compounds
Source: RefSeq, a predicted model, not a curated record